This is a messenger RNA of Paraglomus occultum, 1281 nucleotides long. NCBI's taxonomy places the organism in Eukaryota, Fungi, Glomeromycota, Glomeromycetes, Paraglomerales, Paraglomeraceae. The record is from the annotation of a GenBank genome assembly.
AUGUCCAACAAUCUCCACACUAAACUUUACAAUUUCUUAUCGACCGUUGAAGAAGAAGCUAUUACUACUGGAUCGGUUAUUUACCAAGUAAUGGAAGAAGAUCCACGAAUUUCUAAGAAUGAUUUAAAAAACAUUAUAGAAUAUGCUGUAACGUAUGUGAACCAACAAAACACUCGAGGUUCCUCACGAUAUAUGACACUUCUUGAGAUUCUUCCAGAGUUCGACGUUUCCUAUAAAGCAGUUAAUAGUUUACGUGUCAUCGGGGCUGUGAAAAUAAAUGAUGAAGAACCUCUCAGCUCGGACCAGAUCAGAAGCAAUAUAAAUAAACUAAAAUCGAAGUUGAAAAAGAUUACCAAUACGCUAUAUCAAUGUUUGUUUUCUGCUGUAAGUAAUAUACCUAUAUCCAAAUUAACAUGGAAAGAUCCGUUGGGGAGUCAAGUUAUUUCUGAUAGAUCAGAUGUCGUAAAGAGUUUACCUAAACAUUUGCAGGAUUCUUUCAUGAAACCAGUGCGAGAAAUGGUGCCUCAAUCUCUCCCACCAAUCAUAGAAAAUACAUGCGAUGAAUUUGUGAAAAAAUUCGUUACUCAUAACAAACGUCUACCUCAAGCCCUUUUGCAUGAUGGGAACGUGGAAAGAAGUAAUUCUUGGAAUAAUCCGGCAUUUGGACCUGAGCAUGCCGAAUCGCUGAACGAGGGUACAUAUGUGACUAACAUGAUAGUACCCGCACUCCAGGCAUCACUAAAGAAUCUCCCUUACGGAAAGACUUGUUAUAUUACCACUUUCGAACGACAAAGCAUUGCCAGUGCAGAUAGAAGAGGAGAGGGGCAAUCGGGACGACGGCCAGAUAUUAUAUUUAUUAUGAAAGAUAAAAAUAAAAAGUAUGAGCUUAUGUAUUCUGAGUGCUCACGUUUAUUUUGUUCCCCCCAGAAGAUAGAAGAUGAUGUAAAGCUGUGGCGUGAAACCAACGACGGUAUGUAUUGGGUUUACAAAAGCCGUAGACCUGAGAAAGAUCAAUUUAGAAUAAUUGGAUUACAAGUUGCAGGGUCUUUGUUACGAUUAUCAGUACUUAUCAGAGAUGGUGCAAAUGUUGAUCGGUAUUAUCACUUGCAUGAGUCAAAAAUUCCUGUACAAUAUUCAGAUUCUGCCAUAGUAGCAAAAUUUAUAGAAACUUUAUUGAUAACUCGUAAUAUUUUGAUAGUUAAUAUGUCAUUGUUACCACAUGGGUCUAUACCCAAGUUGGAAAGACAAAAAGAAGCUAGUUCAACCGUAGAUUCAGAAUAG